AUUUUCACAGAGCCAAUCCCUCUAAAAAAAUUUAUGCAACAGCUAUUUUGUGUUGUCAAUAUGUGGUUUGGUUUAUCAUUUUAGCGUUAUCUCUGUUCAACUACUCGUUGAGUGAGUGAGCGCGUUUCCAUAGCUCACAAGCUAAAAUCUCUACCUCUUUCUGCCUUUUUUCCGCCAUGGUUUUCUCUGCAUCUUUUUCUCACAACUCAUUCUCAUGCCUAACUCAAUUCCCACAAAAUUUUAGAAGAAACCCACUUCGCUUUCAUCUUAUUCGAGCUGUGAAAUCCACUGAACCGGAGAAGAAGGUGUCAGAGACCAAAACCCAGGAGCUUCCCGUGGCUGAACCUUCAAGUUCAAGCUCCCCCACUGCCUCUCCCAAGGUUUCAAAGAAGCCUGUCUAUUCGAUGAAGAAGGGUCAGAUUGUGAGAGUUGACAAAGAGAAGUAUCUUAAUAGUGUUAAUUAUCUAUCUGUUGGACAUCCACCUUAUUUCAAGGGCUUGGAUUACAUUUAUGAAGACCGUGGUGAGGUAUUGGAUCUUCGCAUUUUCGAGACAGGAGAAUAUGCACUUAUUGCAUGGGUUGGCAUUCCGACUGCUCCAGCUUGGCUGCCGACAGAAAUGCUUAUAAAGUCGGAGAAACUCAACUACGAAAGACUCUAAAUCACAGCUUUGGUCAACGAUGCUCACUUGAUGGUUUAUAGUUUACACUUUUCCCGAUGACUGUAAAGAUGUGUAGUUAAUUCAAAAUACAUUAAUAAUUCAUCGCAAGCCUUUGCAACCUUUAUGCUUCUGUUGAUAUUUAACAUCAAAUUAUGGAUUAGUACAAAGAAAAGAAAAGUGUUAUUAUGAAGAAUGAUAAUGUAACUAA
Cucumis sativus (cucumber) is the source of this 867-nucleotide messenger RNA. RefSeq names its product NAD(P)H-quinone oxidoreductase subunit O, chloroplastic. The record is from RefSeq and is a predicted model, not a curated record. NCBI's taxonomy places the organism in Eukaryota, Viridiplantae, Streptophyta, Magnoliopsida, Cucurbitales, Cucurbitaceae. The transcript is spliced from 6 exons. Gene Ontology annotation, molecular function: oxidoreductase activity, acting on NAD(P)H, quinone or similar compound as acceptor. Gene Ontology annotation, cellular component: plasma membrane. The coding region runs from base 177 to 659 and encodes 160 amino acids.